AUGUACCGAGCGAUAAGCUCUGAGACUCAGAUGCUGUACAAGCUGAGCCAUAAGCUGGAUGCGAUUUCUGAGAAUCGCAGGCCUCUUGCGGCUCCUGAGACUCACUGGCGGGAAGGAAUUGACCUUGGCGAAGGCUACAAGCUCGGACUAUGGAACUUUCUGGCAAUCCAUGGACAACUCACUGCCCUCAUCGGCCUCCUCAUGCAUAAAUGUAUCAUGAUGUCAUCGUUUUCUCCCCCGGAUAGUCCAGAGGACGUGGACAGCAUCAUCCCUCCAGUCUGUCUCGUAGGAGCCCUCACCUGGCCCAUCAAAAAGGAGGUCUUCGAGGCACAGAGGGAUGAACCAGACUCUGGCACUAGGCGCACCGGGAGACUUUUUGUUCCCUCUGUCAUGAGGGCCAAGACUCACUUCUGGUGGCCUACUCUGAACCAAGAUGUCAAGGAUUUUGUAUCAACCUUUCCAACUUGUGCCAGGAAUAAGAUGGGCAACCAACCACCCGCUGGACUCCUGCAAGCUCUGCCCAUGCCCAGCUGCCAUUGGUCACACAUAUCCGUAGACUUCGUUACAGGCCUGCCUCUGUCCUCUGAAGGUAGCCUUGAUGUGCACGGCUGCCCAAAACUAGAAGUUCGCAGACCACGACCGCUCCUCAGCUCCGUCAUACCAGUUGCCUUGUCUGUCAUCCACCUGCCAGACCUGCCUUGCCUGCCCUUUGUCUGCCAGACCUGUCGAGUUACAUUCUGCAUGCCAGAUCUAACGUUGUUGCCCUUCGCCUGUCGGACCUACCUUGUCCAUCAUCCGCCCGCCAGACCUACUUUGCCCGUUCAUCCUGUUCCUUCCCUCUGGAGCACCUCGUGGAUCCAACUCUACGACGUUGCACGGCGUCUCCACCUGUGGAUCUUCGAAGGCAGACAGGGAGGAAGGCGAAGUGUCUGUCGGGGAGUGGACGAGGACCGGCACCAGUCGCAGCUGGUGGAAACACAGCAGCUGUUAUAUCAGAUGAGGGUGACAGCAGGCAGUGGACAAACCUCAGACACGUCACUCAGCCUUGGACAGAAUGAGCAGAGCCAGGGACAUCACAAAUGCCUUAAGUGGUCCAAAAAAGACCACAGAGAGAACAGAACCGGUGUGUUCUGCUCUCAUACGUGGGACGGCUCACUGUGCUGGAAUGAGACACGGGCCGGGACAUCUGUUACACAAGACUGUCCAGAUCGCCCUGACCUAGAUGCACACGAAAAAGUGACAAAAUAUUGUGACGGCUCAGGUAACUGGAUCCAGACAGGCUCCACGUGUGAACCAGCUUUAAUAGACAAGCUUCAGGUAAUUCAUUUUUUAAGGGAUGCCGUGGAGGCGCAGGCCACCGAGGCCAUGCGGGUUCGAGCAGAAGAACUUAUUCUUGAAAAUGAAAACAAAUGUCUUGAGAAAAUAAAAAACGAUCCACCUCAUAAUAAAUCAGGCCUGCACUGUAGUCGUAACUGGGACGGCUGGCUGUGCUGGGACGAUACUCCAGCAGGAAACUAUGCUUCUCAGAAUUGCCCUCAUUAUUUUGAUGACUUAGAUCCAACAGAAAAGGCAACUAAGUUUUGUGGAGCCGAUGGAAAAUGGUUUCAUCAUCCAGAGAGCAGCAAAAGUUGGACCAACUACACUCUCUGUUCAACCAGCCGUGACAAGAAGAUGAGGAAGCUGAAGCUGCGUGAAAAUGAGCUCAAAUGUUUUCAAAAGCUGAAAGACGACCCACCAUUUAACAAAGCAGGUCUGCACUGCAGUCGUAACUGGGACGGUUGGUUGUGCUGGGACGACACGCCAGCAGGAACGUACACGUCUCAGAUCUGCCCAGAAUACUUGUCUGAUCUCAAACCUGCUGAAAAUGCUACAAGGUACUGUGGAGAGGACGGGCACUGGUUCCAACAUCCAGACAGCAACAUGGCCUGGACCAACUACACUCUGUGUGUUGGCAGCGACAAGGAGAGGCUGCGGGCAGCCGCUCAGUUCUCCAGGGAGGCAGAGGUGGAACCCACCACUGUCAGUCCAGUGGACCACCAGCAAAAUCAGGAAAUUGUGCGGAAAAAAAUCCUGGACAGCCAGUACAAAUGUUUUGAGAAAAUGAACCGGGAUCCACCUUACAACAAAUCAGGCCCGUACUGCAGCCGUAACUGGGACGGCUGGUUGUGCUGGGAAGACACUCCGGCUGGAACGUUCACGUCCCAAAACUGUCCCAACUAUUUUGAUGACUUUGACCCCACAGAGAAGGCAACCAAAUAUUGUGGGGAGGACGGGCAGUGGUUUCGCCACCCAGAUACCAACAGGACCUGGUCCAACUACACACUCUGCAAUGAAAACACGAAGGCCAAGCUGAGGUCUGCCUACAUCCUGUUUUACAUGACGAUAGUCGGCCACGCCUUAUCCAUCGCCUCCCUGCUCAUCUCUCUGGCCAUCUUCUUCUACUUCAGGAGUCUGAGCUGUCAAAGGAUCACGCUACACAAGAACCUCUUCUGCUCUUACGUGCUCAACUCUGCCCUCACCAUCAUCUAUCUGGUCACCGUGGUCAACAACCCCAAAGUGGUGGCCAGAAACCCUGUUGGCUGUAAGGUUCUGCACUUCUUCCACAUGUACAUGCUGGGUUGCAACUAUUUCUGGAUGCUGUGCGAGGGUAUCUAUCUCCAUACACUCAUUGUGGUGGCUGUGUUUGCAGAGGAGCAGCAUCUGCACUGGUACUACCUCUUAGGCUGGGGCUUUCCCCUGGUGCCUGUGUCCAUCCACGCCGUGGCGAGGAAAAAGUACUUUGAUGACAACUGUUGGAUGAGUGUGGAGACCCAUCUGCUCUACGCAGUUCAUGGGCCCAUAGUGGCAGCACUUCUCGUGAAUCUAUUCUUCCUGCUGAAUAUCAUACGAGUGUUGGUCACCAAGCUGAGAGACACGCACCGGGCCGAGUCCAACAUGUACAUGAAGGCAGUGAGAGCCACCCUGAUCCUGGUGCCCCUGCUGGGAAUACAGUUUGUCAUUUUUCCCUGGAGGCCAGAGAACCGGAUGGCGGGCGAGGUCUACGAGUAUGUCAUGCACAUACUCAUGCACUACCAGGGUUUACUGGUAGCAACGAUAUUCUGCUUUUUCAAUGGAGAGGUGCAGGCAGCUUUAAAAAGACAGUGGAUGCAGUGCAAAACCCAGUGGGGACAAAGAAGAAAGGACCAUUGCUCGAUGCGCUCCACGUCCUACACAGCCACUUCCAUCACGGAGGUCCCCGCCUUCAUGUACCACCACGACUGCAACACAGAGCACUUGAACGGACGCCACACGGACGACUCUGAACUGGUGGCGCUGAAAUCAGGCGAUGCGUAUGCUUAAAUCGCUGCAAGGAUGAGGAGGGCAUCCAUGGACGCUGAGCCCAAAGAAAGCAACAGUAAUGAACAGAAAUCGAAUCCAGUCUGCUGCCACAUCCCAGUGGACAAAUCUCAGAGGUUGCUGCUGGUUUCAUUCAGCACAGGACAAUAAUACGGGUCUGGAAACAAAGGAGCUCAUCAGGACGGAUUAAAAACGUGGCAGACAAACUUUACACCGUACCUCAUUGCUGCUGCAGCUGCUUUGUUGAGAACUUGAGAAAUUUGGGUGUGAGCGAUGCUGAUGUGGACGAGUGUCAAUUUCCUAAAA
This is a messenger RNA of Nematolebias whitei (Rio pearlfish), 3642 nucleotides long. It is a transcript of the gene calcr, whose product is annotated as calcitonin receptor. Gene Ontology annotation, cellular component: axon; plasma membrane. The record is from RefSeq and is a predicted model, not a curated record. NCBI's taxonomy places the organism in Eukaryota, Metazoa, Chordata, Actinopteri, Cyprinodontiformes, Rivulidae. Gene Ontology annotation, biological process: cell surface receptor signaling pathway; positive regulation of cytosolic calcium ion concentration; adenylate cyclase-activating G protein-coupled receptor signaling pathway. The transcript has 28 exons. Gene Ontology annotation, molecular function: calcitonin receptor activity; amylin receptor activity. Bases 1 to 3339 code for a protein of 1112 amino acids.